Messenger RNA from Daldinia vernicosa, 1660 nucleotides. Its product is annotated as carbohydrate esterase family 3 protein. The transcript has 2 exons. Gene Ontology annotation, molecular function: phosphatidylcholine lysophospholipase A1 activity. The coding region runs from base 12 to 1100 and encodes 362 amino acids. The record is from RefSeq and is a predicted model, not a curated record. Lineage: Eukaryota; Fungi; Ascomycota; Sordariomycetes; Xylariales; Hypoxylaceae.
CCGAGGACGAUAUGGAGAAGGUUCAAGACACCCCGCCGCAGACCUCACGGUUGGCAUUUAUACGAUCUAAAAAAGGAAUUGCGAUUUUCACGGCUGUCAGCUGCCUCCUCGUCGCAGCAGUGGUGGUAAUAGUUCUCGCUGCGACGGGAGUGAUUCAUCAUACUGGUGGAUCAUCCGAUGGAUCUAAAUCCAGUGAACAGUUGGCUGCUGUCUCUUCACCAACAUCGACCAUCUUAGUAGGCACAAGCACUGCGACGGCGGCAGCGGUCAGUGCGCUUGAAGCGACGUCGACUUCAGCUUCCACUACAGCUACAACUACUAAAGCCACGCCUACUACAUCGAAAUCGACAUCGUCAUACUCCGCUACACCAACCGGUGCAGUAUCUGCGGCAAGCUCCAGCAAUGUUCCUCUGAGAAUAAUGGCUCUCGGCGCCUCCAUUGUCAAGGGAGAGACCUCUCCUGGCUAUCUGGGGUUCCGCAAGCCAAUGCGUGAUCAGCUUGUUGACCUGGGUUAUGAGGUAAACAUGGUGGGCUCCGUAAGACUGGGCGAGUUUGUGGAUAACGACGUCGAGGCGUAUGGGGGCAAGAAAAUUACGGAGAUGCACGACUAUGCCAAGAAGGCCGUACCCAAGAUGUUACCCAACGUGUUUGUCAUAAAUCUGGGAACCAAUAAUCUUUUACAGAAUAAGGAUGUCGACAAAGUGGGACAGCAGAUGGAAGACAUGAUCGACUACUUACUGACAGCGUCCGAUAAAUCGACAGUCAUCCUGAGCACGAUGCUUACGAACAAGGUUGGCGGCGGCGACCUCGAGACCAAGGUCCUGGACAUGAACAAGCAAUAUCGGGACAUUAUGAAGAAGUUUGAAGCAGAUGGCAAACCUGUCGUCCUAGCCGAGAUGCAUCCUAGUGAGGGCGCCUCAGGGGUUCCCUCAGUAAACGAGAUCGGCCCCGACGGCUCUCACCCCACAGUCCAGGGCUAUGAGAUGAUGGGCAGCAUAUUUGUCCGGGCAAUCCAAGAGGCUGACGAGAAGGGUUUUAUUCAAAAGCCGGCCAAUAACGGUACUCCCGACGAUGGCGAAGCUGGAAGGGAUGGAUUCUAGUAGCCAGGCCCCCGCGACACUGCAACCACUCCUAUCACCAGGAGAUACCAUGGAUAUUACCUAGUUCUUGAACGAACAUAACGUGGUGUAUUCCACCUCAGUACAACCAUGAGGAAAUUCCGGAAACGGACAACGAAACAAUCAGAACAAAAAGGCUGCGAAACUCGGAUCUGCACGAUGAUGUUUUAAUUAUCGAGACGUACAUGCGAGAUUCCAUCUCAUUGAAGCGGUGACAGCUCCAUUAUACAAACCGAUCCACACGGGGUGUAGCCUAAUAAAAGACAACGGGGAGGAUGUAAAUAUAGACUUUUCUUCACUUACAGGGCACGUUGGGUGGUUAAACCAAUUCCAUCCAUCCAACCUCGGCUAAAGACAACCUUUGGCCUUACCAAUAUCUCCAUAAGAUGGUUAGUAGGCAUGUUAAUUUGCUUUAGAAAUCACUUGGAUCUUGACGAGUCUUACGAGGAUAGUUUGUAGGAUAUAAUAUAGGGAGGUAGACCAUGUAUAUUAUCAGUCUCAACGAGAUGGGACAUAUCAAGUUACAUCUAGCUUGAUUCAGG